Messenger RNA from Rhincodon typus (whale shark), 1003 nucleotides. RefSeq names its product dual specificity protein phosphatase 18-like. The record is from RefSeq and is a predicted model, not a curated record. NCBI's taxonomy places the organism in Eukaryota, Metazoa, Chordata, Chondrichthyes, Orectolobiformes, Rhincodontidae. Gene Ontology annotation, biological process: protein dephosphorylation. Gene Ontology annotation, molecular function: MAP kinase tyrosine/serine/threonine phosphatase activity.
CGGGCUGAUGGAGGCCUGUAGAGCUGCUGUUAGUGAGAGGGCCUUGUGUGAGGAAUAGACCCAGGCCUCUCCCUGUCCCUCACCUCGGCCUUUUGAUGUAUCUUUCGUUAUUCACUCCUUACUGUUUACCUCCAACAAAACUCUCCCUCGUCUCCCCUUGGUUGUUUUAUCUGAUUAGGUGUCUGUAAAACACCCUCGGAUGUUUAUUUCAAAUUGACCAUCACAUAAUGCAAAUUGCUCCUCAUCUAGAAAGGGUCACUAAUCAUUGUCGUCUUUUGUGAGUUUUAGGAAUCUUGAAUGUUGAAGAAAACCCGACAUUGUAUUUGUAAUGGAUUUGAAUCUCCAGUUGACAGCAAAAAGCAUUUCGUCACUUCACUCCAGGCAGCCCAGACCAAGUCUCUCUGGUCUGGCUCAGAUAAUACACAGUUUAUGUUUGAGCAAUGCUGUUGCUUCAAACAAUUAGAGACUCUUGCAGUCAAGUGGAUUGACGGGUUUAAUUUGUGUGACCCCAGAAGUGAUUGGUUCUAAGUUUCCAGGUAUUGAGUAUAUUAGCAUUCCCAUUGCAGAUUCUCCCAGUUCACAGCUAAGUGUGUAUUUUGAGGUAGCAGACAAAAUCCGGCUUGUUGAAAAAUUAUAUGGACAAACAUUGCUGCAUUGUGUUGCAGGAAUCAAUAGAACUGCCACUUUGUACUUUGCUUAUCUCAUGGAAUACCACCACAUCUCUCUGCUCAAUGCUCAUACCUGGUUGAAAGCAUGCAGGCCGAUAAUUAGGCCAAAUAGUGGAUUCUGCAAGCAGUUGAUAAAGUAUGAAGACAAACUGUUUGGAAAAGCUAUCAUUAAAAUGGUGAUGUCACCACUGGGAAUCAUACCAGACAUAUAUGAAAAAGAAACAAGAGGAAUGAUUCCUUUUUGAUAUUGUAUAUCAAGUGUGUAAAGUUUAUUUCAUGGUAUUAUGUUUGUGCUAUGAGUUGUUACUCUAUAUGUUUGCUUUUAUAGGCAUCCA